CGUCUCCGUGGUGGCUUCAGUGCUUUGGGCAGAGGCGCGGACGGGCUGAGCCGCCAUGCCAGUUGCCAGGAGCUGGGUCUGCAGGAAGACCUAUGUCACCCCACGGAGGCCCUUCGAGAAGUCCCGCUUGGACCAGGAGUUGAAACUCAUCGGCGAGUACGGGCUCCGCAACAAGCGCGAGGUGUGGAGGGUCAAGUUCACCCUGGCCAAGAUCCGCAAGGCGGCCCGGGAGCUGCUGACGCUGGACGAGAAGGACCAGAGGCGGCUGUUCGAAGGAAAUGCCCUCCUGCGGCGGCUUGUGCGGAUCGGUGUGCUGGACGAGGGGAAGAUGAAGCUGGAUUACAUCCUCGGCCUGAAGAUUGAAGACUUCUUGGAGCGGCGCCUGCAGACCCAAGUGUUCAAGCUGGGCCUGGCCAAAUCCAUCCACCACGCCCGGGUGCUCAUCCGCCAGCGCCACAUCAGGGUCCGCAAGCAGGUGGUGAACAUCCCAUCGUUCAUCGUGCGCCUGGACUCCCAGAAACACAUCGACUUCUCUCUGCGCUCGCCGUAUGGCGGCGGGCGGCCCGGCCGUGUCAAGAGGAAGAAUGCCAAGAAGGGGCAGGGUGGAGCUGGGGCUGGCGACGAUGAGGAAGAGGAUUAAAAUCCUGAUCCCCACAAACACAAACAGCUGUGUUCCUACUAAAUAAAAUCUGUAUACUGCUCA
Messenger RNA from Tachyglossus aculeatus (Australian echidna), 703 nucleotides. It is a transcript of the gene RPS9, whose product is annotated as ribosomal protein S9. Gene Ontology annotation, cellular component: cytosolic small ribosomal subunit. The transcript has 5 exons. Gene Ontology annotation, molecular function: structural constituent of ribosome; rRNA binding. Gene Ontology annotation, biological process: positive regulation of translational fidelity; translation. Bases 56 to 640 code for a protein of 194 amino acids. The record is from RefSeq and is a predicted model, not a curated record. NCBI's taxonomy places the organism in Eukaryota, Metazoa, Chordata, Mammalia, Monotremata, Tachyglossidae.